CGGACCGCCCCCUUCCUCCCUCGGCCGGCGUGUUGUGAGGGAGAGUGUGAGUGAGCGAGCGCGGGCCGGCGGGCAAGCUCCGGGAGUGCGAGAGGCGGGGCGGCGCGGCGGGCCCGGCCGGGUGUCGCGUGUGCGUGCGGAGGCGCGAGCGAGUGCCCGUCGCGACCCGCUAGCGGCCCGGAGCCGACGACCCGGCCGGCGAGCGGGCGGCCGGGCAGGGGCGGCAGGCGCGAGCCGCUGAGGGGCGCCGGGCCCGCGCGCACGCUCGCGCACGCACGCACGCACGCGGGGGGCGGGGGCAGGCGCGCGCCCGCCUGUCGCGACAGUCGGGGCCGAAGCCCAGGGGGAGGUGGCCUGUCGUGGGUCGCCCGGCUCCCGGAGGCGAGGGGGGCGCGGGCGGAUGGCGGAGGGCGCCCAGCCGCAGCAGUCACCUCAGCUCGGGCCCGGCGCCGCUGCCCGGGGCAUGAAGCGGGAGUCGGAGCUGGAGCUGUCGGUUCCCGGAGCGGGAGGAGACGGAGCCGAGCCUGGCCUGAGCAAGCGGCCGCGCACCGAGGAGGCGGCGGCCGACGGCGGCGGCGGGAUGCAGAACGAACCUUUGACUCCAGGUUAUCAUGGAUUCCCAGCGAGGGACAGCCAGGGUAACCAGGAGCCAACAACAACUCCUGACGCAAUGGUUCAGCCUUUUACUACCAUCCCAUUUCCACCACCUCCACAGAAUGGAAUUCCCACAGAAUACGGAGUGCCACACACUCAGGACUAUGCCGGCCAGACCAGUGAGCAUAACCUGACACUCUAUGGAAGUACACAAGCCCAUGGAGAGCAGAGUAGCAACUCACCUAGCACACAAAACGGAUCUCUUACGCAGACAGAAGGUGGAGCACAGACAGAUGGCCAGCAGUCACAGACACAAAGUAGUGAAAAUUCAGAGAGUAAAUCUACCCCGAAACGGCUGCAUGUCUCUAAUAUUCCUUUCCGCUUCCGGGACCCUGACCUCCGGCAAAUGUUUGGGCAGUUUGGCAAAAUCCUAGAUGUAGAAAUAAUCUUUAAUGAACGUGGCUCUAAGGGAUUCGGGUUCGUAACUUUCGAGAAUAGUGCUGAUGCAGACAGGGCCAGGGAGAAAUUACACGGCACCGUGGUAGAGGGCCGUAAAAUCGAGGUGAAUAAUGCUACAGCACGAGUAAUGACCAAUAAGAAGAUGGUCACACCAUAUGCAAAUGGUUGGAAAUUAAGCCCAGUAGUUGGAGCUGUAUAUGGUCCUGAGUUAUAUGCAGCAUCCAGCUUUCAAGCAGAUGUGUCCCUAGGCAAUGAUGCGGCAGUACCCCUAUCUGGAAGAGGGGGUAUCAACACUUACAUUCCUCUAAUCAUUCCUGGCUUCCCUUACCCAACUGCAGCCACCACGGCGGCCGCUUUCAGAGGAGCCCAUCUGAGGGGCAGAGGGCGGACAGUAUAUGGUGCAGUCCGAGCAGUACCUCCAACAGCCAUCCCCGCCUAUCCAGGUGUGGUUUACCAGGACGGAUUUUACGGUGCUGACCUCUAUGGUGGAUAUGCAGCCUACAGAUAUGCACAGCCUGCUACUGCAACCGCAGCCACCGCUGCUGCAGCCGCUGCAGCCGCUUACAGCGACGGUUACGGCAGGGUGUACACAGCUGACCCCUACCAUGCCCUGGCCCCUGCCGCUAGCUAUGGAGUUGGCGCUGUGGCGAGUUUAUACCGAGGUGGCUACAGCCGAUUUGCCCCCUACUGAAGUGACGUGAGACCCCUGCAAAUGGGACAGCCCCCCAGUUCAUGAGGCCUGGCUAUUGCAAUAUUUACUAGUAGAGGAACUCUAUAGCAAGAUGAAGAGGAAAAACAAACAAACAAAAAAACACAAAAAAAGAGAGAAUACUUUUUUAUACCUCACUAUGUUCUUUGAAUAUGUAUUUUUCCUUUAAAUUUCUGCCUUUAAUUCUUUUGUUCCAAAGAUUGUGCAUUUUUUUCUUUUCUUUUUUUUUCUUUUUUUUAACUGUGGUAAAAAAAAAAAAUAAUAAUGCAUUUCCAUGUCUGUAUGUCCGUGCUUAGCUUAUUCUAUCACGGAAGAGGCAGUUAAGGAGGAAGGAGAGACAUUAGGAGCUGAUAAGUGCAUCUGAUCAGAAAUCAGCAGACAGAAUUACCAAAGUGUAUCUGGUGCUGAAUUGCUGGGGGUAAGCAGAAGUGGGAGAGAUCUUCCUGGAGCAGGAUAUUCUUCUAGUCUUCUGAGUUUCUGGUCUUUGGCAGGCAAUUCUGAUUGGCUGUGGCUGGAAUCCACAUGCUGAUAGAUAGGAAUUUGUGCUUGUAAAGCAGGAGAAUUAAAAAGACCCUUUCCUCUCUUCUUCCCUCCUGUCUUCUCCAUUCUUUUUACAAUCAUCUUACACGCACAGCCUGAGACACUUGGCAUAGUUUUUGGAAUUAUAGUAUUGAUAUUUCCAAACAUGCUCUCAGACUGUGGAUAAUAAACACCUCAUUAGGAAACCGAUCUCAGAAUGAACUCUGGAGUAUGAAAAAGAUCAUUUCUUUUCUUUAAUCCUAGCAUUCCUGCUGGGCUUCUUCCCCUUUAAUUGAACCUCAGCUUAGCUCAUCUAUUCUUUUAUUAACACCCUGCUCCCAUGUCCUCAAGAUUCAGGAAUUUAGGACCCAGGGACAGAAGAAUAAGCCAGUGGCCAGGUAUCUGGACACAGGUUGAGGAUUAGAAGUACAAAUUGCUGACAGCCAUUAAAGAGAGUAAGGAAAAGAAAAGGAAUAUUAGAAGAUCUGAUAUUCCUUAUCUUUUUCUUUCAUCAGAAAGUACAAACAAAGUAUAAAAAAUAUAAUAAAGAAUCCAGUGGGGAAAGAUAAAUCACCAGGCCCUAGGUCAGCUGUCCCUGGAAGUUUUGGUGAUCAGGACAUAUAAGGGCAGGCAGAGGCACUUUGUACUCGCUCCAAAGCCAUAGGAAUUUUCAUCUUCCAGAGCCUUUAUGAGUCACUUCUCUGUCCACAGUCUUGAGCCCUUGUGGCCAUUGCACCCAGCUUCUUGUUAUCCUCCAGAGACACCCAGCUGAGCACCUGGACCACUUGGUAUACAUUAACACUACAGGACAUAAACUACGGAGCCCCUGAGGUUGCUCCCCUCCCAUAUUGGAAGGAGGGUCUGAAAUGGCAAGGAUCUUAAUAAUAUAUUGCCAGAAAGAGUCAUGCAGUGGCCACAGCAGUGAGUCACUGCUAUCGCUAUCUGGCUUUAAUUUUAUAUGUUAUCAAAGUAGGGGAAAAAGUAUUUCUCUUCUAGCUAUUAGAUAUAACUGAUAAAAGCAAGUGUCCUACAGCAUUUCCAAAAUGAAGGCAUUAGGAUAUAGGAAAGCACGGUCUUUUUGGCUCCCUGGUCUGUUCACAUUGGUACUAGGGUGACCUUUCACCCAAGGGAUAGCUGCUAAAGGGAGUAAUUCAGAGACAUGGAGCUUCUGGUUUGUUAUGGCUUUGUUUUUGGUUUGUUUUUUUAACUCCUGCCUCCACACAUGUUCUUGACUGGUAACUGAUUCAUGUCCCUGAAUUAAAAUGACUGACAUAUGACAGCAUCAAGCAUUCUUUGCAAGCAGAGUGAUAUAUCUUGGGAGGGCACUGGCCUGUCAUAUAUAAUACAUAUCUUCUCCCCCUUUAGAAUCCUUUCCCCUAAUAACUGGGGGAGAGGCUGUGCCUGAAACUAGGGGAGACAUCAAGGAAGCUAGAGGCCUCGAUGCAAUUAUUAUUAAUUCUGGGGAGGAAUACGUAGAAUAAGGGGACACAAAACUGCCCAGUCCACUGGCCGUUUUUAAGGCCCCCCCCAAGCCAAAGUUUGUUUUGUUGCUGUUAAGACAAUUUUCCUUGUAUGUAUAUAAAUAUUUUAGUUAGAGGAGGGGGGAGUGGGAUGUGGGACUUUCACAGUUCUGGGGAAUGGGGGCAGGGAGGAUUUUGCUUUUGCUUUUGUUUUGAGGGAUAACUUUCACUGAACUAAAGAAACUGAAAGGAAUUUGGGGUCCUGAUCAAAUAGGGGCCAUUCUGAGAAGAUAGCAAGUCGUGUGCUCAGUGGAGACAAGGCCAAAUUCUAAAUGGUUGUAUCCAUAGCAGGGGAGGAGAAUAGGGGAAUGAGUUUAAGAAUUUUUCUCUUCUUUUUUUCCUAGAAAAAGAUAAGGAUGAUGGGAAAGGUAGAGAAGACAGCUCCCACAGCCCUUUUAAAAGAGGCAGAAGCUUGAGCUUGAGGUACCUUUUGUGCAUUUCAGUUCAGCUGGUUCUGGCUGAGGCAUCUGAAGGCAAGCUCUGUUUCUCAGUGGGUCUCUGCCACAUUCCCAGGGAUGGUUCUUAAUAACCGCUUCCUCCAGCGCCCUUUUCUAAGAAAGAUUAAAUGGAGUUCUGCUUUUUAUGAACGAGUCUUUGGUUUUCAGUGUCAACACUGAGAAUUGGGGCUCUCAUAAGCAUCUAGAUUUCACAGUAUCAACCUCCCCAUCAGCUUUUGAACUUUGAGACUCCAUAUAAUCACAUUCAUCAGAGGCAGGUUCCUCAAAGCAGCAAUGCUUGUGUAUUCCUGAUUCUGGUUCUCAUCAGAUUAAGAUGCAGAGUCAGAGGAGUCUGGCAUUUUGUGAGUUCGUUAGAGGAUGCUGAUUGAUAGUUCCAGAAACCUUACUGAUGCUGAAUCACAGUCCAUGAAUGAUUUUUUUUCAGCUUUACUGUAGUUUCUGAUCUGGACUUUAUAUACUGAGCAUUUUAACUCUUAGAAGCUGGGCUCCUUUAAAGAGACCUCUAGUGAAGACCUUUAUCUCAAUAUCCCUCUUUCAGCCCAGAGAGCUGCCCUUAGGUCUUCUCCAGAAUCCCUUGUGUUACUUAGUUUGACUCCCACUAACUCAGAUCAGCCAUUGUGAUUCAUCAUUUUUAAGGCUCAGGUUUAACAAAACCUAUCACCGUCAUCCUCCAACAGCCACAGUCUGAAUUGAGCCAACAGAUUUUUUUCCUUGAAAAAGAAGGGGCCUGGGGCUCAACUCUACUUACUUUAAGGGGAGCUAGUGGAGAUCUAGUCAAUAGAAAUCAGUGAUAGCAGCUUUUCCUCAAAUGCGCGACUCCUCAGGGGCUGAACUGCUCUUAGUUUAGGAUAUGCUUUACUAGAGAUAUAGCAGAUAAGUCGGUUAAUCACUACCAUCCUAUAACUAGUCAUGUAGCUUCCAGAUACAAGGGAGGUGUCAAAUAGGGAUGGAAACAACCCCAAGGAUAUGCACAAAGGGCAUGAUAACCCGCCUUCCCUCUGGCAGGAGAUCAAGGCCGACCAAGGGACAGUCUGGAAAGCGGCUUAGACACUUAAGGAGGGUAAAGGGGAAGCUGUUGGGUGGACCUUCCCCUUUCACCCAGUCCAGCAGCUCUGCUGCUUGCAACUAUCUAGCACAGUAACAUUUGCAGAAUUGCAGAUUUUUCCCCCAGAUACUAGGAGGAAAGGGACUUUGGGGGGUGGGGAAGGGGUUGUGGUGUUUUAAAAGCAUAAGUUACCUGUUUGCACUGUUUUUAAGAUAGGAAAAAAAUAGUGGGCAAGGUGAACAUCAGACGUAAAUUUGUGUGUUUUUAUUUUGUCAUGCUCUUGAAAAUGUUCGACCAUUUGUAGUAUACGCAGUGAAACUUGAUUCUCUGUUGCAUAAAACACUAUUUUUUUUUUUUUUUUUUGGAAAUGUUACUGUCCAAAAGCCUCUUCCCUCCCUUUCCUUUUCCUAUAUACUUCCUUCAUACUUGCUUUACUGAUCAACCAGGCAAUAGCCAUCCAAGAGCUAGAGCAUGAAACAGGGCCCUUUCCAAGUAGGCUCUGGGUGUCCUAAGCCAGCGUGUACCCUCUGGUUUAGUGAGUGCAGUAGAGUCCCUGGCACCUUUCUCUGAAAGUAAGGCGUACAGACUGCAGCGAGUUAUCAAAUUCCUCCAUCAGAUGCACUAGGAAUGAGGAGCCGAGGGAUGGGAUGGAGGGGAUUCCUGAAGUAUUGCAGUUGGCUGUAGUAGCUGAGUUCUUAUCCAUGUUACCGAAACUGUAGCCAGUUACAGUUUACUCAGGAAACGGUAGAUCAAUUCAGCCAUGGUAGUGCUGGUUGGCAGGGAUUGGUAACUGAGAGAACUGCUCCUCAGCCAAAACGCAGACCUUGCCUUCAAGGAGACCACCAGCAUGGGACCUGGUCCUCUGUGUCUGGUGGCUGUGUACAUGCCGGUGACGUGAGGGCUCCACUCGCCCUGGCGGGCAAAAAAGGGAACAGCGAUUCUUUUCUCUCCCCACCCCCUGCCCCUGUUACCAACACCAGUUUCCCAGGGGGUACAUCAGUUUUUGAAUUUUUAAAAAAAAUUUUUUUGGUUUGGUUUUUCCGGGGACUAAGUGCUUUAAGCAAUGUCUAUACCCCAACAAGACUCCCAGCUUAGUCAUUUUCUUGUAUUUUUCUGUUCACAGUAUUUUUGUGUGUGUGUGUGUGUGUGUGUGCUUGUUUUGGCAGCUCAUUUUGGCUGUAUUAUAUAUCGAGUGAUGAAUUGAUCCUCUUUUUUCCCUAAGGGAUAUGAAUUUUUUUUUCUUGUGUUACAAUUCUGCUUGUGAAUAGCUGGAGCAACCUGGGGCUGACACACGUAAGCUAGGGCUGCAAAGCGAGAAGAGAGCCAGUGGAGUUUACUUGUCCCCGACAGGCUGACCUACCUGAGUCUCUGAGCUUUCAGUCCAAAUCUUUGCAAGGCUCAAAAUGCCACGAAACCUCUCCUCUCCUCUUCUCCCCACUCCCUGUGGCAGGGACUGGGCCACCCCUACAUGCAACAUGCAGUUUCUCUGGCCCCUCCCAUUGCCGUGGCAAAACAGGUACCUUUGGGGCAUGGGGGCAUCACAUGGGAUGCUUGUGUAACUGACCACCUAGCCUUCUCUGUCCCCUCCCGUCCUUCCAGAAUCACUUCCUAGGACACCCGAGCUGCUUGCCCAGGGUCCUGUUUCCCUGCUAACUCCAGAGAAGCAUCCCAGGGCUUUGUGACAGUCUCUAUUCCCUUCCCUUCUCGUUAAGAAUCAUAUUGUAUAGUAGCUUUCAGACCAUACAGUAUUCAUUGGGUUACUCCUAUUAUUAUCAAGUAGCUGGAAUUGUGAAGGUUGGAGUAGUUAGAUCUUUAGCUUUUAUUCCUUAUUUUUUUGUAUUACUCUCCAUGUGUAUAAAUUAUUGAUCAUGUUGCUGGCUUUUAUAAACUCUAAGCGAAGGAGGAGCACUGCCUCAGCCUUUGCAAAUGGUAAUGAAGCACUGUUUUUAAAUAAAAGAGAGAAACACCA
Molecule: messenger RNA, 7273 nt
Organism: Lemur catta (Ring-tailed lemur)
Lineage: Eukaryota; Metazoa; Chordata; Mammalia; Primates; Lemuridae
Gene: RBFOX2
Product: RNA binding fox-1 homolog 2
Exons: 14
Coding region: 401-1744 (447 amino acids)
Biological process (GO): nervous system development; regulation of alternative mRNA splicing, via spliceosome
Cellular component (GO): nucleus; cytoplasm
Molecular function (GO): mRNA binding
Source: RefSeq, a predicted model, not a curated record